Messenger RNA from Neodiprion virginianus, 2351 nucleotides. RefSeq names its product protein kinase C and casein kinase substrate in neurons protein 1 (gene Synd). The transcript is spliced from 11 exons. Lineage: Eukaryota; Metazoa; Arthropoda; Insecta; Hymenoptera; Diprionidae. The record is from RefSeq and is a predicted model, not a curated record. The coding region runs from base 543 to 2030 and encodes 495 amino acids. Gene Ontology annotation, biological process: cytoskeleton organization; plasma membrane tubulation; regulation of endocytosis. Gene Ontology annotation, molecular function: protein binding; phospholipid binding. Gene Ontology annotation, cellular component: cytoplasm; plasma membrane; endosome.
UUCUCCGUUCGCUCUGAGCGUUCGAUCGUUCGUCGCUCUCCUCGCGUUUCCGUUCGUUUAUACACCUGCGCGUAUUCGUACGUUUUAUACCUGUGUUUGUACGUAUUCGAGGCACAACGAUCGUGUGCGUGUGUGUGUGUGUGACGUAAAAAUUAGCCUCAAGUCGCACGAAUAACCACGUAACAACAUCACCUUGGAUGAGAGGUCAGUUUGUUUUUUCUACGGAUACGCGAUGAUGAAAAUUUGACCUCAUAUUACAGUGUGCGAAUAUUUAAGUCUCGCUAAUUUAGUGGUGAUAAUCGAAUCAAAAGUGAUGCACGCUUGUACGGUUUUUUAAUUUUUUUCUUUUCAUUUUUGUGCGCUAACCGAGCUCAGGUGGGUGGAAAAUUGGAACAGGAAGUGAAUCGGAAGUGUAUAUGGUGCACCUCUAAACACUGGUUGCACAAUUUAGCGGUAAAACUCUUGCCACGCAUCUGUGACCGGAUAUAUUCAGCACAGUUAUGUACUUCCAAGGAGAAAGGGGCUAUUUACUCUAGGCUAGGAUGUCACAUCACAGCGACGACAACAUGCUGAUAGCAACGUCGGACUCGUUUUGGGAACCGGGGAACUAUAAGCGUACGACAAAGCGUAUAGAGGAUGGUCAUAAGUUGUGCGACAGUUUGAUAGCUUUGGUACAAGAGCGGGCCGAGAUUGAGAAGAAUUACGCGAAGGCGCUCAAGAGCUGGUCAAAAAAUUGGAAUGACAAAAUUGAAAAGGGUCCCGAAUAUGGAACGACGGAAGCAGCGUGGAAAGGCGUUCUCGUCGAGUCGGACAGAUUGUGCGAUUUGCAUUUACGGGUCAAAGACAACUUGUGCAACGACAUUAUACAGCAGGUGAAAACGUGGCAGAAAGACACCUAUCACAAGUCAAUGAUUACGUUGAGGGAACGAAAAGAGAUGGAAGAUUCGUUUAAAAAGGCUCAAAAACCGUGGGCAAAGUUACUACAAAAAGUCGAAAAAGCCAAGGCCGAGUAUCACAACAGUUGUAAAACGGAAAGAACGGCGGCCAACAUGGAACGAAACGCUUCCGCAGACAGUUCGCUCUCACCUGAUCAGAUUGCCCGAGGCUCGGAAAACAGAGCUCUGUUGGUGAAAAAAAUGCAAGAUCGUGUACAAAAAACGAAGGAGGAGGUACAGAAAUCGAAAGAAAAAUACGAGGCGUCUCUUCUUGAAAUAAAUCAGUACAAUCCUAAAUACAUGGAAGACAUGACGCAAGUUUUUGAAAAGUGUCAAGAAAUGGAGGCCCAGCGACUGCAGUUCUUCAAGGAUGUUCUUUUUGGAAUACACAAAUGCCUUAACAUAUCACAGGAUCCGGUGCUCCCUCAAAUAUACGAAGAAUUCUAUCACACAAUCAACAAUGCUGCGCACGAAAAAGACUUGAAAUGGUGGUCGAAUAAUCACGGGGUCAACAUGGCUAUGAAUUGGCCACAAUUUGAGGAUUAUACGGAGGAGUUCCGUGACAUCACCAAAGGGUCUAAAUCGAAGGAGGCAUUACCUGCUGGAUCCAUCACUCUCAUCAAUCAGCGCCCUGUUGGUGAAGAUCUGCAUGAGUUCCCGCCUGUCAACCAUAAAGCCAGAGCCAAACCUGCUGGACGAGUAAUACCAACAGACGCACCGCUUCCAGAUACCAAAAUCGACACCAUAAACUCGUCGAGCAAACAAACCUCGGAAAAGAACAACCAUGAAACGAGCACAGUGAACAGGACUGCGACUAUCACAAAUGGAACCAGUGUAAAACAAGAAUCUAAUCCAUUCGAAGAGGAAGAAUGGGAUGAAGAUGGUGGUGAGCCUCUAGUCGACAAUGGGGAACCUGGUGUCCCUGUCAGAGCGUUAUACGAUUACGAAGGUGCCGAAGCGGACGAAUUGAGCUUCAAACAAGGUGACGUUUUUGAGAAACUGGAAGACGAGGACGAGCAGGGUUGGUGCAAGGGGAGGAAGGACGGUAGGGUGGGACUGUAUCCUGCCAACUACGUAGACCUUGUAUCUCAGUAAUCUACGAGUUAAACACCAAAUUGAUUCGUUGAUAAAAUUUAAAGCCGUACCAACGGCCUAGAAUCGUUGCUGAUUAAUGCCGAAUUAAUUGGUAAUAAAUAUAGCAACCGAUGUUCAGGGGAGUACUGGCAUUUUUUUCAAUGCAUUUUCUGGUGUGAAGUUAGUGAGGAGCCGAGAGAAGGAGAACGUAUCAAGUACAUAAUGUUUUUAUUCACGAAAUUCGUGUCAAGUUGUCAAAUCGAUAUGUCUCUUAAGAUUCCUCGAUGCCGAAAGGUUGUUUAUAUUUUAUAUGAAAGGAAACAAUAUACUUUGUUGAUUUUA